CCCGGCUAGCCCGCGAGCUAUAGGUGGUACAAAUCGAACACACCCAUAGUUCUCUUAGCAGGUGCGCAUUAUAAAAGUGUUCGAUAAGGGGGAAAAAACGCCUAAAAUGGCGCAGUUUUUUAAAAAUUAAACUGGCGAACGAAAGAAGACCGAAAGAAGAAGAGUGGAGCGAAAUGUUUACAAACUCAAAAAACGUGUUUGUUUUGUUUUUGCGUCGUCAGGAUGAGCGCGCUAGCAAGCUAGCUAAUGAUAACGGUGCGAUUUAUUUCUCGCUGAGCUGUGACUUAGUGUGUUACUGACCUCACCACCUGUAUGGAAAGAUGCCGAGGAUGUCGCUGCGCAAACGAUUCUCAAUGAUAUUCCAGGCGAGAGAAACCAAGGCUGAGUGUCGAGAGAAGAGAAAGGGUCCCAUGAUCUCUACCGGUGAUGCCGAGUUCCCGCGGGAUUACCACACCCUGGCUGCCGGCGGCAACCGCGGGGCCCGGCGGUUCCCCGACAACAACAACGGGGGGUUCACGUCGUCCUCGCUGGACCGCCGGCAUAACUCGGUGGCCGCCAAGAGCCUGGAGGCCCUGAACAGCAUCCACAAGGCGGACAUCGAACGCCAGCGAGACACUCUCAUGGAUCUCCAGAAGAGCAAGUUCUCCAACAGCCCCGGCAGCCUGUCGCAGGGCUCGGCUCCUGCUGGACGACAGCAACAACCAAACUACUGGAGCUUCAAGACUCGCACACCACGUGUGACACGACUCAGCCCGACACAGCCAGCUCUUGCUGACCAGGCCAGCAGGGUUUCCUUUGCGUCAGCUGAAAAUCUGGAGACCAUGUCGGAGCCUGAUAUCCCCAUCGGCUUUAACCGGAUGAACCGGCUUCGCCAGAGCCUGCCGCUGGCCCGCACCUCCAGCCAGGCAAAGCUGCGGGCGCCAGGGAUCUUGUUCCUCCAGCUUGGGGAUGAGACUCGUAGGGUGCACCUGACCCACGAGCUGACCAGCCUGGAGACUCUGAGGGCCCUCAUCGUGCACAUGUUCCCCCAGAGGCUCACCAUGGCCAUGCUCAGGUCUCCCAACACAGCUCUGCUGAUCAAAGAUGAGACCCGUAAUGUCUUCUAUGAGCUGGAGGACCCGCGGGACAUCCAGGACCGCUGCGUAAUUAAGAUUUACUGCAAAGAGCCCAUCUACGGCACCUACCCCGGACACCAACACCCACACCUGGCUAACGGAGACCUGCGGAGGGAGAUGGUGUAUGCUCCUCAGGACUCUCCGCCCAACCGCCGCCUCAGCAACCCGCCCAUGUCUUCCCAGCAUUCAUCCUGCUCUGCCUCCCCUCAAGGCUCACCGUCCCGCGCCCGCCUCCUCUACAGCGGCGCCAGGCCUUCUUCCUAUGCCGGGCCGCCCCACCACACCCACUCCCUGCCGCACCCGCACUCCCAGUCCCAGUCCCACCACUCCUCUCCCCACCAGCAGCCGCAGCUCCACCAGCCCCAUCACACCCAGCAGGCCUUCUGCUCCUCCUCCAGCGCCAUCCUGGAGCGCAGGGACGUGAAGCCCGACGACGAAGUAGGGGGGUCCAGGAGCAUGGUGCUGCUGCGGGGAGACGAACGCGGAGGAGGGGGGAUCUACGCGGACCCCUACUCUCUGGGCCAAGACACAAGCCGGCUAAGUCUCGCAGGAGGUCCUCACUCGCCUCUCCCAGCCAGAGCGGACCCCUACGGCUCCUUAUACCGCCGCGGAGGGGGCGGAGGCGGAGGUGGAGGUGGAGGUGGAGGUGCUGGAUCGAUGCGUUCACUCACCUCCUACACAGCAGCCGCUUUACAAGGAGAGCUGAUGGAAAGCGGGGCUCUCUACAGACCAGGGGGACCGCUUUAUAACGACGCCUACGCUGCGUCUAUGUUGGCCAUGGGGCUGCGGGUGCCUCCGCCUUCCUCCCCGCAGAAGAUACCCGACAUGAGGGAGUCCUACGCGGGCACCAUGCCCGGCCGGGGCUCCCCAGGGAGGCAGAGUUUGCGAAGGGACUCGGUGACGUCCUCCGUGUUCGGGGACAGCCCCAAAGCGCGCGGCCAGGGCUCAGGGUUAGGGCUCACCUCAGAGCAGCUCUGCCUGAUGGCCGGGCCCGGAGGGGAGGGAGGGAGCGCCGGAGGCUUUGGCUCACCCCUGCUGGGAAAUGAAACGGAGACCCGUGAAGAAAUAAAUGCUUAGGAAAGGAGACAUGCGACACGCACUAUGCUUUGUGUUCUGGCUAUAAGUACUAUAACACUUGCCUCUUCCAGGGAGAAGAUUGAGUCAGCCAGUGACUGCUCAGGAACUGACACUGGACGAACUAAAAAAAAGAAAGCUCUGACACCGUCUGCUCCAUUGGCCCUGAUGCCACCUCCACCCUCGGGGCCCAACCAGCCCGUGACAGUGUCCCGUCUGCAGAUGCAGCUCCACUUACAAGGCCUGCAGCAGAACACCAACGCGCUGCGCAAACAACUGUCGCAGCUACGCAACAUCCAGCUGGAGAACCAGGACUCUGUCUUGUCCCUGCUGAGGCAAACUGAGUCGGAGCUUAGCCUCAUGAUGCUGGACGCCAUGCGCACCCAGGAGGACCCGCUCCAGAGACAGCGCCUCCUCGUGGAGGAGGAGAGACUCAAGUACCUGAACCAGGAGGAGCUGCUCAUCCAGCAGCUGCAUGAUCUGGAGAAGUCGGUGGAGGAGCUGCAGAGGAACUCGUCGGUCAAUCACGGCCUGGUGACGGAGCAGGACGUGGAGCAGAAGAGCAAAGAGCUGAGGAAGCUGGGAGAGACGCUCACUGAGCUCAAAAACCAGUUCCCCAGCCUGCAGAGCAAGAUGCGGGUGGUGCUGAGGGUGGAGGUGGAGGCUGUUAAGUUCCUGAAAGAGGAGCCUCACCGCCUGGACGCCCUGUUGAAGCGCUGCAACACCAUGACUGAUGCGCUCAGCAUGCUCCGCAGUCUCUUGUAUCCCUCCUAUAUGUACAGACAAGUGACCGAAGGCGUGUGGAAGGGCCCUGAGGACCUCUCCAGCCAAUCGCUGAAGAGAACGGAGGACAUGAGUCGCAGCUCUGACCUGGAUAUCCUCAACAGUCCUCCUCUCAGCCUCAGCGACCUGAGUACCAGCUCCAGCCUGGCCAACUGGAUGCCCGUGUCCGCCGGCGACAGCGACACCUCGGGCCCCGAGCAGGACAUCCAGCCUUCGAUGACGUUUCGGAACCGGGUGCUUGAUGAGCUGCCGAGUCGGCGUCCUGGCGAUAAGUCUGUGUCAGCCGAAGUCAGACUGGCGGCGGAGCGGGACUGGGAGGAGAAGCGUGCCAGCUUGACCCAGUUCAGCGCCCAGGACAUUAAUCGCUUGCUGGAAGAGACCCAGGCUGAGCUGAUGAAGGCCAUCCCGGACCUCGACUUCGCUGCCAGGCACAUCAACAAGCCUGCGGUGCCCCCCAAGCCUCAGAUCACCAUCCCAAUAACCUCCAGCGCAGCGACUUCUCCUGCAGCCGGAACCAUUGGGACCACGGCCGCCACCACCUCGACCACCACGCCCAGCGGCGACCAGCAGCCUGGCAAAGUGCAGCUGGCGGCACAGAAGCUCAACAGUUUGGAGGGGGCAGGUUCACAUCGAGGGUCGGUGGAUCUCAGCGUGACGAGGUAUCGCACAGAGAAGCCCUCCAAGUCUCCGCCUCCACCGCCACCUCGAAGAAGCUUCCCGUCGGCACACGGCCUCACCACCAACCGCACCGGAGAGGUCAUCGUCACCGCCAAGAAUAUGAAGAUGGAGGAGGAUGGCGACAUGGCUAAAACUCUGGUGAAGCUGAGGCGGACCCCCAGUGACACCCCUCGGCCUGCCUCGACCCCGCCUGUGAUCGCAGCGUCGGCCAUUCGAGACGACGACGAUGACGAAGAGAAGAUUAUCGCUGAGCUUGAGGUAUUUCAGAGAACGCCUGUAAAAGAUUGUAAUAAACCGCACAGCACCCAACCAAAGGCCGCCCCCACCCCUCCCUGCAUCUUGGGGUCCCUUGGCAGAAAGAACAGCACCAACUCUCCGGGGCCGACGAAGGGCCCCACCGUCGCAGCCAGGCUCAAACACCUUCAACAAGGCAGCCUAGAGAGGCCCAGAAGCCGCAAGCAGAAAGAGGAUUUCCCCAAAGUCCAGGGCCAGCAGCAGGUAUUCCACUUCUAAAACCUCCACCUGUGAUGCUCCGUCUGCGGUCACUUCAGAGGAACUUGUGGCCCCGCCAGCAGACAAUAUGAGAUUACACAAACACCAGAGGGGGAGCGCUCUGCAGAAACCUUGAUUUUGACCAGUUCUUGAUGUGCGUUUUUGACAUUUGAGUUACUGGAUCUAACCUAGCUUGCUUAGAGAUCAAGUUUUUGUCGUACGAGUAUGUCGAUGUUUUGAUUUCCUGAGGAAGGUGUUGGUGGUGCUUGUGACUGAUUAAACUAGCUUUAUUAUAAUAGUCAGAUCUAUUCAUAUACAUCCUUUUCAUUCCAUUGUGCGACAUAAUCUGCCACGGAAUGAUUUCAUAUCUCAAAGUGAUGAUAUUUUGCCCUCAUCCAUCCAUGUAGUCUCUCAUUGAAUCCUCAUCUCUCACUCUAUUUAUCCAGUGACGACCACACGCUGCUCUCUUUGUAUCACCCAUCCUAUAUAUCUCCAGGUUAGCGGCAGCGCUGCAGCAUUUGCACAGUGUUUAAGUGCGUUGGUGUGGCUGACCAGUGUUGGAACAGCCAAGAGGCCAAUCCAUUAAGCUAGUUUACUCAGAAUUGCCUUUUAAAAAACUUUAAUGCUACGACUUAUUAUGCAAGAUGACAAGGGUGAAGCACAAAGGUGCAAUGUCACCUGAAAAGGUGGUUUUUGUGGAGGAGCUUUUCAGUUUAAUAAACAUAUUUAUAGAAAGUAAAAGAGAAGUCGAGAAUUAUAAACUAUAAAGGAAGACACUCAACGGAAGCAUAAAAGCAACUGUUGAUAUACCUAAUUAUGAAAUGAAUACCACUGAAUUUAUAACAUUGAAAUGUUUUAUUUGGAAAAUCAUCAACAUUUUUGUUUAAAUAUACCUCUUUGAAAUUUCAAAUAUGUCAUUUUUUGCUUUGUAAUUGCAAAAAGACGAUUUUAUGUAUUUAGGUAUUUUAAGGUGUGUUCACACCAAACGUGAAGCAAAUUUUUGCAUGGCGCAAUUACAUGCAAAGUAGGAUAGGAUAAACGGUCGAGCCUGAGGUAUUAUUCUGUCAGGCAUGCAACCCACAAAAGAAAAAGAACAUCAGAAAGGUUUUUGAGAUUGCGAAACUUGAAAUGACCUUCUGUAAUUAAUCAUUUCAGACAGAAAGGCAAAUAUGAAGUCUUCAGUGGUGGUUCGAUUUCACAGUUAGGCUUUUAUUUUCUUAUAAAAAUGAUUAUGGCACUUCUAUGCUUCCAACCCCUCGUCCACACAUACAGACUCAAACACUGGAGGUGCAACAGGAUGACAUUCAUUAUGAAUUGAAUCUCGUAACAACAUCCUGGAUCUCGACUUAAAGACGAGGCAAGGCAAAGUCGCCCAGAAGCGACAGGAGGAAGUUGAGAAAGGUUCACCUUCCCGCAAACUAACUUCUUCACCUCAACUUAGUAAGAGUAAAAACUGUCAACAGCUUCUCCGUUCAGUAUAAUAUCAAGGUGACAAGCCACUGGGAAAGGACAUAAGAAAAUGUUGCAUAAGAACACAUCUCAGGAAAAGAAAAAUGUGGAAAUAGUAGAAAUAAACCCAAUCAGAGCUGAGUACUGUAUGUGCUCAACACGUCCACACCAGAGAGACACUUGUGUGUGUGUGUGUGUGUGUGUGUGUGUGUGUGUGUGUGUGUGUGUGUGUGUGAGAGUGUGUGUGUGUGUGUGUGUGUGUGUGUGAGAGUGUGUGUGUGUGAGAGAGAGAGAGAGAGAGAGAGAGAACAGGAGGUUCAACUGAGUACUUGGCUUUUUAGAUGUGAAGCUCCACUCGUCUUAUCUGCUCCUGCAGACGCUCCAAGCUGCCCCUGACCCACUGAGUGGAGCGGCCCUGACCCAUCCUCGGCCACGCUCCUCUUACAGAAACCAGCUUUCACGAAAUACUCGGAAAUAGAAAAAUGAUAACAGCCAGUCAGUCUCACCCGGGGAGAGCCUUAACCGCUCACACCAAUCCAUAUAUUCUCCCAGAACCAUCUGCAUUCGGGGCAGUUUCAGGAAAUCCAUUCUGAUUAAUUCAUGAUUUCACCACAUUAAACAUGCAGUAGCUCGUUUAGAAGUUUAUUUAGAGUCCGUCCUUUACAAACACUCUCUGGAAGCAGCUCACCCGCAGGAGCCCAGACAUUAUUAGAGACUUUACCUUGCAUGUAUCAGGUUAUGAAUUGCCGGAAAGGACGGUGUCUUUGACUUCUAUUGGCCGUGACAGCAAUUAGCACACGGCUAACACUGCUGACCUCCGCUUGACACGGCGAUGCCAUCUGGGCGAGCGUUUCCCUUCCCUCCACACACAGACCUCGAGGAUUAGUAUUCGGGGCCGCUUGUGUCUCGUGCUGGUCUGAAUAUCUAAAUUUGUGCGCCUCAUUUCCCUUAUUGCUUUUUAAAAAUGUAUCACCCAAACAGCCUGAAAGCAAACGGUCAAAUCAUGUGGGGUUUUUGUGUGCAUAUAUUCAUAUUUACAUAGUCAGGAGUGGGCUCAUGGCUCGAGAUAAUGUCUUCAAACAUUGUGUUAAUAUUGGACAGAAACAUCCUCAACCCAGUGCAAGAUUCAAAAGUCUACAUACAAUGGGAGUGAUGAUUUGGUUCUUUAUCAGUAGAUUAUAAAUGCAUCUGUCACUCUCAGCUGAGCAUGCAGUGUUGUGGUUUGUGGAACAAAAUAGCCUCAUGUAGAAUAGAAAAAGUAAAGAAUCAUGCUACUGUAAAACAGUUGUACACAUGAGGGUAGGGAGGCACCGAUCCAUAUAUAUAUAUAUAUAUAUAUAUAUAUAUAUAUAGAUUUUUUUUUUUUUUCUGAUACCAAAACCUAGGCUUUGGUAUUGGCCGAUACCUAGUAGCGAUCCGAUCCCGCUGAAUGCCUCACUGUGUGAAAGAAACCAGAAACUGGGAUCAUUCUUUUAUGUAUGAGGCAACAUCAGGCUGGACGUAAACAUUGUAAAACAAAAUGUAACAAAUAAAUGCACUGAUGUAAAAUUACUGAAUUGUUAUUUAUGGAAAAAAAAUAAUAAUAAAGCGUGCACCAGCAACCUGGUAAAAGAAUCUUCAAAAUGAACAGGAAAUACAGAAGUGUAAACCUUUUAAAAGCAGCAACAAACUUAAAAAAGAAAGAGGAUAUAAUCCAGUAUAUAAUGUAUUUAGUAUAUUAACAUAGAAUUGUAUUGAAUAGAUCGGCACCAUACUCGAUCCAACUAUUUGAGUCGGUAUCGGCCCGAUAUCCGUAUCGUAUCGGUGCUUCCCUACGCGGGGGACAACAAAGGUUUUUUUCAUUAACAAGAAUUUACUGUCGUCACUUUAACGUUACUUUAUUUUUUAAUCUUUCCUCAGCCUUUUCUUUUUUUUGAGGAUUUAGAAUGCAGUAAACAUCACAAGAUGCCUGUUUGAAAAUCAGCAGAAAGUGGUGCACUGUGUUCACUUGCCUCAGGCAAACGAAUGCAUUUAGAUUAUGAGAUGUUUGUUGACCGGAGGCUAUUAGAUUACAGCAUGCACGAAGAGCUGCCGAAACAAUCUGAGCAAAAUACGCCAUAUUCUAUCUUUUGCCGACCCGUGUGUGCAUUUAUUUUUUGGCACAGAGUUUGUUGGAAGAGUUGUGCUGCAGUAAAAAAAAGGCGGUGCACUUUAUAAUCUCCGUUGGAGUCUGGGUGGUGCACCUGUCGGCUCGUUCUUUUGUUCCUGAGAGCGCUGAGAGAGUCACAGAUGUACCCGUGUCCCCCCGAGGCACCAAGCAGCACCUUGUCACCACGAAACGUUUUCUUUUAUUGUUGAACUUUAAGCCGUUGUCAAGCUUGGAUUCUUCCUCUCUUGUACACGCUGUUCUAACACAGUUAGACAAUAUGAGCUUUCAGAGGACGUGGAAUGUUUUUUUAGCGUGUUUUUAUUCAGCCAGCCUUUUCUCCAGGCAUUAUGGUCGGGUGUUUAUCCUUCUCCCCAGUCUGCAAGAAUCCAUCUUCAUCCGUUAGCCAAAAACUGGGACGACUCUUUGAUCUCGUCCCUUUCACAGAGGCAUUACUGCCCUUUGGAUUUUAUACGUUAAAGCAUAAUCCACUUUAACUCGGGUCUUAUGUUUGUAGUUUUGGCAAUCACUUCCAUCAGUAAUGAUAUUAUAAAUGUGUUAUUGAGAAGCCGGACGGGUCAAGAAACGAGCAGGAAAACAAUCAGACAGGUUGUUAAAGUGCUCAUAUUUUGCUCAUUUUCACGGUAAUAAUUGUAUUUAGAGGUUGUACCAGAAUAGAUUUACAGGGUUUAAUUU
This is a messenger RNA of Perca fluviatilis (European perch), 8412 nucleotides long. RefSeq names its product SRC kinase signaling inhibitor 1-like. Lineage: Eukaryota; Metazoa; Chordata; Actinopteri; Perciformes; Percidae. The record is from RefSeq and is a predicted model, not a curated record. Gene Ontology annotation, biological process: regulation of dendritic spine morphogenesis. Gene Ontology annotation, cellular component: cytoplasm; postsynaptic density; actin cytoskeleton. The transcript has 21 exons.